Messenger RNA from Penaeus chinensis, 12657 nucleotides. RefSeq names its product mucin-2-like. Gene Ontology annotation, cellular component: extracellular region. The transcript has 17 exons. Lineage: Eukaryota; Metazoa; Arthropoda; Malacostraca; Decapoda; Penaeidae. Gene Ontology annotation, molecular function: chitin binding. The record is from RefSeq and is a predicted model, not a curated record. Bases 1 to 12657 code for a protein of 4218 amino acids.
AUGUUGGCAUUUCCUCUACGAUGUCCGUCGGAUCGAGGCAACGGUGCACUGUACGGUGUCUCUACAGCUGCGUCUGACGGAGUUUGCGCUCGAAUUUCAAUCAGUCUCAAGGGAGCCGUGGGAGUCUGUUGGGAGAGACGUGCCCAGGUGAAUAGCAGGUGUGUUGUCCUAAGUCUUGUUGUGUUACAUGUUCAAACUGCCACUGUUGAAGCCGCCAUACGUCAGAUUCGGGGCGGCCUGUGUCUGCCGAGCUGCGUCCGCAACGGCACCGUGCGUCCGGACGGAACCGACUGCAGACACUUCUUCGUUUGCUCGCACCUUCCGAACGGCCGUCUGGCGCUGCUCAGGUGCAAGUGCCCUCCGGAAACGCCCGUGUUCAACACUUAUCGCCAGAAGUGCUCGGAGCAGAUACGAUGCCGCGUCUCCUGCCCUCCGCACACGCACAUCUUUUCCACCUGGGUUUCGGCCAACUACACCGGCUUCAACUGCCAAAUGGAUCCCGACAUGCUGAUGAAGACGGAGGCUAAUAUGACCACUGCCCAAGGGGGUGUAUCUGUAUCGUUAUCACAUUAUCCCGUUACACUGCCUGACACGCUCACAGACCCUUCGGCAUUCCACCCGAUCUUAUUUCCAGACACGCUUUCCACAUCAUCGGGAGUCCACCCUGCCACCUUGCCCGCCGUGCUCACCAGUCCACAUUCCAUACAGCCUAGCAUAAUCCCGCAGUAUUCAACGUCCAAGCCUGUUCUAAUCCCGGCUUCUCUUACCAAACCCUACGUAAUGCUGGCCACAACGGUUACCUCAUCGGUCUCUACGCUUUCCGUGGACAAGCCUGACCUGCAGCCUGCCACCCUCACCAAGCCCCUAACACAAGUGCCCUCAACUCUACCGGCCACCCUUACUUCUCUGUCGACGGUCCAGCCAACUGCGUUCCCCACCUCAGCCACGGGGCAGACAAGCGUCUUCCCUGUGGUUAGUCGCCCGCCUGUGGUUAUAAACCCUUGUUCGCCCCCUGUGUGUGUGAUGGCCAAUUCAAGGCUACAGAACCCUCAUUCCUGCCGUAAAUAUUAUAAGUGUGUUUUAUCCGGAGGUGUUCUGGUGGCGCGCUCUUACAUAUGUCCUAGGGUUAUGCCGAUAUUCAGUCCAGACCUUCAGAUGUGCAUCAUGGGGAUAAAAUGCAGGACCCCCUGUGUAAAUAGCACUAUAGCAACAUCAGCAGCAGUCUCUGGUACAGUCAUUAACGCAGAUAUUACGUCAUUGUCUGGUAAAGUCACAAUGACAGAUAUAACGGACUUGACUGACACAAUAACAGGCGGUACAUUGGUGUCAGGCGCAAUCACAGGUGAAACAUCUUUGCCUAGUGUAGCAACAAGCGUUAUGUCACUGCCUGGAACAGUGUCGACUGUCACAUCACCAUGCGGGUCAACGUUAUUUCCUGGUAUAUUCACACAUGUUAUAACACUGCCUGGUACAAUAACCGGUGUUAUAUCAUUCCCGGGUGCCCACACAAGUGUAACAACACAGCUUGGUAAAGUCACAAGUGUUAUAUCACUUCCCGGUAUACCGACGGGUGUUGCAUCAUUCCCAGGUGCAGUCACAAGUGUAAUGUCUCUUUCUGGUACAAUCAUAAGCAUAAUAUCAUUGCCAAGCACUGCUACUACUUUUACAUCAUUCCCCGGAGCAGUCAUAAGUGCUAUUUCAUUGCAUAAUACUGUCACUAGUGUUAUAUCACUGCCAGGUGUUACAUCAUUCCCUGGUGCAGCUACAAGUGUUACAAUAGUGUAUGGUACAGUCACAAGUGUUAUAACACUGCCAGGUGUACUAACAGAUGUUGCGUCAUUCCCUGGUGCAGUCACAAGUGUUACGUCACUGCAAGGUACAGUCGUCAGUGUUAUAUCACUGCCUGGUACAUUCACUGAUGUAACAACACUGCCUGGAACACCCACAGGGGUAACAUCACUGCCUGGAACAGUCACAGGUGUAACAUCUCUGCCUGGAACAGUCACUGGUGUAACGUCGCUGCCUGGUACAGUUAUAAGUUUUAUAUCAUUCCCUGGUGCAGCUACAAGUGUUACAACAGUGUAUGGUACAGUCACUAGUGUUAUAACACUGCCAGGUGUACCGACAGAUGUUGCGUCAUUCCCUGGUGCAGUCACAAGUGUUACGUCACUGCAAGGUACAGUCGUCAGUAUUAUUUCACUGCCUGGUACAUUCACUGAUGUAUCAACACUGCCUAGCACAAUCACAGGUGUAACAGAUCUUCAUAGUACAGUCACAGGUGUUAUUUCAUUUAUUGGUGCAGCUACAAGUGUUACAACAGUGUAUGGUACAGUCACAAGUGUUAUAACACUGCCAGGUGUACCAACAGAUGUUGUGUCAUACCCUGGUGCAGUCACAAGUGUUACGUCACUGCAAGGUACAGUCGUCAGUGUUAUAUCACUGCCUGGUACAUUCACUGGUGUAACAUCACUGCCUGGUACAGUCACAGGCGGUAUCUCAUUCCCUGAUGCAGCUACAAGUGUUACAACAGUGUAUGGUACAGUCACAAGUGUUAUAACACUGCCAGGUGUACCAACAGAUGUUGCGUCAUUCCCUGGUGCAGUCACAAGUGUUACGUCACUGCAAGGUACAGUCGUCAGUGUUAUAUCAUUGCCUGGUACAUUCACUGAUGUAUCAACACUUCUUAGCACAAUCACAAGUGUAACAGAUCUUCAUAGUACAGUUACAGGUGUUAUCUUACUCCCUGGUGCAGCUACAAGUGUUACAACAGUGUAUGGUACAGUCACAAGUGUUAUAACACUACCAGGUGUACCGACAGAUGUUGCGUCAUUCCCUGGUGUAGUCACAAGUGUUACGACACUGCAAGGUACAGUCGUCAGUAUUAUAUCACUGCCUGGUACAUUCACUGAUGUAACAACACUGCCUGGAACAGUCACAGGAGUAACAUCACUGCCUGGUGUAACAUCACUGCCUGGAACAGUCACUGGUGUAACGUCUCUGCCUGGUACAGUCACAGGUGUUAUCUCAUUCCCUGGUGCAGCUACAAGUGUUACAACAGUGUAUGGUACAGUCACAAGUGUUAUAACACUGCCAGGUGUACCAACAGAUGUUGCGUCAUUCCCUGGUGCAGUCACAAGUGUUAUGUCACUGCAAGGUGUAACAUCACUGCCUGGAACAACCACAGGUGUAACAUCUCUGCCUGGAACAGUCACUGGUGUAACGUCGCUGCCUGGUACAGUCAUAGGUUUUAUAUCAUUCCCUGGUGCAACUACAAGUGUUACAACAGUGUAUGGUACAGUCACAAGUGUUAUAACACUGCCAGGUGUACCAACAGAUGUUGCGUCAUUCCCUGGUGCAGUCACAAGUGUUACGUCACUGCAAGGUACAGUCGUCAGUGUUAUAUCACUGCCUGGUACAUUCACUGAUGUAACAACACUGCCUGGAACAGUCACAGGUGUAACAUCACUGCCUGGAACAGUCACAGGUGUAACAUCUCUGCCUGGAACAGUCACUGGUGUAACGUCGCUGCCUGGUACAGUCAUAAGUUUUAUAUCAUUCCCUGGUGCAGCUACAAGUGUCACAACAGUGUAUGGUACAGUCACAAGUGUUAUAACACUGCCAGGUGUACCAACAGAUGUUGCGUCAUUCCCUGGUGCAGUCACAAGUGUUACGUCACUGCAAGGUACAGUCGUCAGUGUUAUAUCACUGCCUGGUACAUUCACUGAUGUAUCAACUCUUCUUAGCACAAUCACAGGUGUAACAGAUCUUCAUAGUACAGUCACAGGUGUUAUCUCAUUCCCUGGUGCAGCUACAAGUGUUACAACAGUGUAUGGUACAGUCACAAGUGUUAUAACACUGCCCGGUGUACUAACAGAUGUUGCAUCAUUCCCUGGUGCAGUCACAAGUGUUACGUCACUGCAAGGUACAGUCGUCAGUGUUAUAUCACUGUCUGGUACAUUCACUGAUGUAACAACACUGCCCGGAACAGUCACUGGUGUUACAUCACUACCUGGAACACCCACAAGUGUAACAUCACUGCCUGGAACACCCACAGGUGUAAUAUCUCUGCUUGGAACAGUCACUGGUGUAACGUCGCUGCCUGGUACAGUCAUAGGUUUUAUAUCAUUCCCUGGUGCAGCUACAAGUGUUACAACAGUGUAUGGUACAGUCACAAGUGUUAUAACACUGCCAGGUGUACCAACAGAUGUUGCGUCAUUCCCUGGUGCAGUCACAAGUGUUACGUCACUGCAAGGUACAGUCGUCAGUGUUAUAUCACUGCCUGGUACAUUCACUGAUGUAACAACACUGCCUGGAACAGUCACAGGUGUAACAUCACUGCCUGGAACAGUCACAGGAGUAACAUCACUGCCUGGUGUAACAUCACUGCCUGAAACAGUCACUGGUGUAACGUCGCUGCCUGGUACAGUCACAGGUGUAACAUCACUGCCUGGAACAGUCACUGGUGUAACGUCGCUGCCUGGUACAGUCACAGGUGUUAUCUCAUUCCCUGGUGCAGCUACAAGUGUUACAACAGUGUAUGGUACAGUCACAAGUGUUAUAACACUGCCAGGUGUACCAACAGAUGUUGCGUCAUUCCCUGGUGCAGUCACAAGUGUUACGUCACUGCAAGGUACAGUCGUCAGUGUUAUUUCACUGCCCGGUACGUUCACUAGUGCAACAUCACUGCCUGGAACACCCACAGGUGUAACAUCACUGCCUGGUACAGUCACAGGUGUAACAUCUCUGCCUGGAACAGUCACUGGUGUAACGUCGCUGCCUGGUACAGUCGUAAGUUUUAUAUCAUUCCCUGGUGCAGCUACAAGUGUCACAACAGUGUAUGGUACAGUCACAAGUGUUAUAACACUGCCAGGUGUACCAACAGAUGUUGCGUCAUUCCCUGGUGCAGUCACAAGUGUUACGUCACUGCAAGGUACAGUCGUCAGUGUUAUAUCACUGUCUGGUACAUUCACUGAUGUAACAACACUGUCUGGAACAGUGACAGGUGUUAUAUCACUACCUGGAACACCCACAGGUGUAACAUCUCUGCUUGGAACACCCACAGGUGUAACAUCACUGCCUGAAACAGUCACUGGUGUAACGUCGCUGCCUGGUACAGUCACAGGUGUAACAUCACUGCCUGGAACAGUCACUGGUGUAACGUCGCUGCCUGGUACAGUCACAGGUGUUAUCUCAUUCCCUGGUGCAGCUACAAGUGUUACAACAGUGUAUGGUACAGUCACAAGUGUUAUAACACUGCCAGGUGUACCAACAGAUGUUGCGUCAUUCCCUGGUGCAGUCACAAGUGUUACGUCACUGCAAGGUGUAACAUCUCUGCCUGGAACAGUCACUGGUGUAACACCUCUGCCUGGAACAGUCACUGGUGUAACGUUGCUGCCUGGUACAGUCGUAAGUGUUAUAUCAUUCCCUGGUGCAGCUACAAGUGUUACAACAGUGUAUGGUACAGUCACAAGUGUUAUAACACUGCCAGGUGUACCGACAGAUGUUGCGUCAUUCCCUGGUGCAGUCACAAGUGUUACGUCAGUGCAAGGUACAGUCGUCAGUGUUAUAUCACUGCCUGGUACAUUCACUGAUGUAUCAACACUUCUGAGCACAAUCACAGGUGUAACAGAUCUUCAUAGUGCAGUCACAGGUGUUAUCUCAUUCCCUGGUGCAGCUACAAGUGUUACAACAGUGUAUGGUACAGUCACAAGUGUUAUAACACUGCCCGGUGUACCAACAGAUGUUGCGUCAUUCUCUGGUGCAGUCACAAGUGUUACGUCACUGCAAGGUACAGUCGUCAGUGUUAUUUCACUGCCCGGUACGUUCACUAGUGCAACAUCACUGCCUGGAACACCCACAGGUGUAACAUCACUGCCUGGUACAGUCACAGGUGUAACAUCUCUGCCUGGAACAGUCACUGGUGUAACGUCGCUGCCUGGUACAGUCGUAAGUUUUAUAUCAUUCCCUGGUGCAGCUACAAGUGUCACAACAGUGUAUGGUACAGUCACAAGUGUUAUAACACUGCCAGGUGUACCAACAGAUGUUGCGUCAUUCCCUGGUGCAGUCACAAGUGUUACGUCACUGCAAGGUACAGUCGUCAGUGUUAUAUCACUGUCUGGUACAUUCACUGAUGUAACAACACUGCCUGGAACAGUGACAGGUGUUAUAUCACUACCUGGAACACCCACAGGUGUAACAUCACUGCCUGAAACAGUCACUGGUGUAACGUCGCUGCCUGGUACAGUCACAGGUGUAACAUCACUGCCUGGAACAGUCACUGGUGUAACGUCGCUGCCUGGUACAGCCAUAAGUUUUAUAUCAUUCCCUGGUGCAGCUACAAGUGUUACAACAGUGUAUGGUACAGUCACAAGUGUUAUAACACUGCCAGGUGUACCAACAGAUGUUGCGUCAUUCCCUGGUGCAGUCACAAGUGUUACGUCACUGCAAGGUACAGUCGUCAGUGUUAUAUCACUGCCUGGUACAUUCACUGAUGUAACAACACUGCCUGGAACAGUCACAGGAGUAACAACACUGCCUGGUGUAACAUCACUGCCUGGAAUAGUCACAGGAGUAACAUCACUGCCUGGUACAGUCACAGGUGUAACAUCACUGCCUGGAACAGUCACUGGUGUAACGUCGCUGCCUGGUACAGUCAUAAGUUUUAUAUCAUUCGCUGGUGCAGCUACAAGUGUUACAACAGUGCAUGGUACAGUCACAAGUGUUAUAACACUGCCAGGUGUACCAACAGAUGUUGCGUCAUUCCCUGGUGCAGUCACAAGUGUUACGUCACUGCAAGGUACAGUCGUCAGUGUUAUUUCACUGCCCGGUACGUUCACUAGUGCAUCAUCACUGCCUGGAACACCCACAGAUGUAACAUCACUGCCUGGUACAGUCACAGGUGAAACAUCACUGCCUGGUGUAACAUCACUGCCUGGAACAGUCAUAGGUGUAACAUCUCUGCCUGGAACAGUCACAGGUGUAACAUCUCUGCCUGGAACACCCACAGGUGUAACAUCUCUGCCUGGAACAGUCACUGGUGUAACGUCGCUGCCUGGUACAGCCAUAAGUUUUAUAUCAUUCCCUGGUGCAGCUACAAGUGUUACAACAGUGUAUGGUACAGUCACAAGUGUUAUAACACUGCCAGGUGUACCAACAGAUGUAGCAUCAUUCCCUGGUGCAGUCACAAGUGUUACGUCACUGCAAGGUACAGUCGUCAGUGUUAUAUCACUGCCCGGUACAUCCACUGAUGUAUCAACACUUCUUAGCACAAUCACAGAUGUAACAGAUCUUCAUAGUACAGUCACAGGUGUUAUUUCGUUCCCUAGUGCAGCUACAAGUGUUACAACAGUGUAUGGUACAGUUACAAGUGUUAUAACACUGCCAGGUGUACCGACAGACGUUGCGUCAUUCCCUGGUGCAGUCACAAGUGUUACGUCACUGCAAGGUACAGUCGUCAGUGUUAUAUCACUGCCCGGUACAUUCACUAGUGUAACAUCACUGCCUGGUACAGUCACAGGCGGUAUCUCAUUCCCUGAUGCAGCUACAAGUGUUACAACAGUGUAUGGUACAGUCACAAGUGUUAUAACACUGCCAGGUGUACCAACAGAUGUAGCAUCAUUCCCUGGUGCAGUCACAAGUGUUACGUCACUGCAAGGUACAGUCGUCAGUGUUAUAUCACUGCCCGGUACAUCCACUGAUGUAUCAACACUUCUUAGCACAAUCACAGAUGUAACAGAUCUUCAUAGUACAGUCACAGGUGUUAUUUCGUUCCCUAGUGCAGCUACAAGUGUUACAACAGUGUAUGGUACAGUUACAAGUGUUAUAACACUGCCAGGUGUACCGACAGACGUUGCGUCAUUCCCUGGUGCAGUCACAAGUGUUACGUCACUGCAAGGUACAGUCGUCAGUGUUAUAUCACUGCCCGGUACAUUCACUAGUGUAACAUCACUGCCUGGUACAGUCACAGGCGGUAUCUCAUUCCCUGAUGCAGCUACAAGUGUUACAACAGUGUAUGGUACAGUCACAAGUGUUAUAACACUGCCAGGUGUACCAACAGAUGUAGCAUCAUUCCCUGGUGCAGUCACAAGUGUUACGUCACUGCAAGGUACAGUCGUCAGUGUUAUAUCACUGCCCGGUACAUCCACUGAUGUAUCAACACUUCUUAGCACAAUCACAGAUGUAACAGAUCUUCAUAGUACAGUCACAGGUGUUAUUUCGUUCCCUAGUGCAGCUACAAGUGUUACAACAGUGUAUGGUACAGUUACAAGUGUUAUAACACUGCCAGGUGUACCGACAGACGUUGCGUCAUUCCCUGGUGCAGUCACAAGUGUUACGUCACUGCAAGGUACAGUCGUCAGUGUUAUAUCACUGCCCGGUACAUUCACUAGUGUAACAUCACUGCCUGGUACAGUUACAGGCGUAAUUUCAUUGCUUGGUACAGUCACAGGCGGUAUCUCAUUCCCUGAUGCAGCUACAAGUGUUACAACAGUGUAUGGUACAGUCACAAGUGUUAUAACACUGCCAGGUGUACCAACAGAUAUUGCGUCAUUCCCUGGUGCAGUCACAAGUGUUACGUCACUUCAAGGUACCGUCGUCAGUGUUAUAUCACUGCCCGGUACAUCCACUGAUGUAUCGACACACCUUAGCACAAUCACAGGUGUAACAGGUCUUCAUAGUACAGUCACAGGUGAUUUUUCAUUCCCUGGUGCAGCUACAAGUGUUACAACAGUUUAUGGUAUAGUCACAAGUGUUAUAACACUGCCAGGUGUACCAACAGAUGUUGCGUCAUUUCCUGGUGCAGUCACAAGUGUUACGUCACUGCAAGGUACAGUCGUCAGUGUUAUAUCACUGCCCGGUACAUCCACUGAUGUAUCAACACACCUUAGCACAAUUACAGGUGUAACAGGUCUUCAUAGUACAGUCACAGGUGAUUUUUCAUUCCCUGGUGCAGCUACAAGUGUUACAACAGUGUAUGGUAUAGUCACAAGUGUUAUAACACUGCCAGGUGUACCAACAGAUGUUGCGUCAUUCCCUGGUGCAGUUACAAGUGUUACGUCACUGCAAGGUACAGUCGUAAGUGUUAUAUCACGUCCUGGAACGGUCACUGAUGUUGCAUCAUCGCCUACUGCGUUUACAAGUGAAACAACCCUUCAUGGUACAGUGACUAUCGUUAUAUCACCUCCUGGUAUGCCAACAGGUGUUGUAACAUCCCCAGGUGCAGUCACAAAUGUAACAUCCUUGUAUGGUACAACUACUAGUAUUAUAUCACUGCCUAGUGCAAUCACUGGAACAGUUGUUACAUCUUUGCCGUCAUUGCCAGUUACUCCAACAAGUACAUUACUCCCUGGUAGUGUCACAACACCAACAUCUACUUCGCUUCCUUUUCCUGCCCAGAUGGUGCAUCCAGCUCCCGCAGCUUUUCCCGUAGAUAUUCAAGCUGGUACCGACAGCGAAGGACCAGAAGUUGUUACUUCUUCCUCUUUUCCUUCCUUGGCCCCCAACACCACCCAGUCCUCGUUCGACACCUUAAUAACAUACCAAAAUAUCUCAUCAUCAGGAACACUACCAUCAAUCUGUCAGCCUACCUGCCUCAUACCUGAUUCCUGGCUAGCAGACCCAACGGACUGCCAUUAUUUCUAUGUUUGUUACUUCAUUGACGAUUUUUCCAUGAAGCCUCAACGCAUCAAGUGUCCCGAAGACAAGCCAGUAUUCAGCCAAGAUGAAGGGAAAUGUAUGGCGUCAAUUCAGUGUGUGGUAACCUGUCCUAGCACUGUUGCUCCGAUGCCUCCCCCGACGCCUGAUGCCGCCAGCUGCCAGCCUAAGUGCGUCAUUCCGAACUCCCUAGUGCCAGACCCAAUGGACUGUACCCACUACUAUAUAUGUGUCUUUCUGAGAGGUUUGACACCACAUCCUGUUCGUGCUAGAUGUCCUUCCACCAAACCUUUCUUCCACAGGACUAAACUCCGGUGUGAAUCUGAGGCUAGAUGCAUUGAAAUGUGUUCUGUUCCCUCUACUCUGCCUGAAACUACAGCACCAUCAACAGUUGAAGACCUGCAUGAUCCAUGCUUGCCCUCGUGCGUUCGACCAGAAUCUGUGGUAAAGGAUCCCAAGGACUGCCACCAUUACUAUACCUGUACUGUCAAUGGUAAUAACACCAUUCUUACAAGAAUGGCAUGCCCUCCAAGUCGACCUGUAUUCGAUGCAAGAAGUGAAAGCUGUUUAAAAUCUGCAGAAUGUCUGGUUACAUGCCAGGAGAGUGAAACCCAAACUGGAAAUGGCACAGAUAAUAGUUUAAUGUUGAUCCCAGAAAUGUGUCGUCCAAACUGCACUCAACACAACACCAUCUUGCAUGACCCCAUGGAUUGCCACUACUACUAUGUUUGUAUGAUUGUACAGGAACAAGCCUACACCACAAGGAUUCAUUGUCCACUCUCUCGCCCAGUCUUUAAUCUGGAGAGUUACAGUUGUCAAGCAGAAUCAUCCUGUAUCACAACAUGCCUGGAAACAAAUACAACUUAUUUGCCAACGUCUGUAGUGCCCCCCAGUACAACAGAAUAUCCUUAUAUCAGCAGCUCUUCAUCUAUAGUGACAUUAUCACCCACAGUUGUGCCAACAUAUCCUCCAACAACUGUUAAUUUAUGUCGACCAAUUUGCUCUUCCCAACAUACUCUUGUCCAUGACCCUCUUGACUGUAACCACUUUUAUAUGUGCAACAUCACUCGCCUUACUCCAUAUCCUCACUAUACACCGGUUAGAGGAAAAUGUCCCCUAGAACGACCAGUCUUUGACCUUGAAAAACACUCUUGUGCUGCGGAUAUUCCUUGUAUUACUACAUGUGAAGGGGUUGUAGCUACAACGCCUACAACAUUAGCUACUACUGUCAAACCUGCAUCAGAAGUUGCACCCACAAUCUUCCCAGGUGACGAUGGGCCUUGCAAUAUUUACUGUGAAAAGCCAAAUUCUAUUGUACGUGAUCCAACCAGUUGCUAUCACUACUUCCUCUGUAUAUUCUUUGAUGGCACUGUUCCUCGCCCUUUGAGACUCAGAUGCCCAAGAGAGAAGCCUGUGUUUGAUGCGGAGAGUAAGACCUGUCAAAGUCAUGCUCCCUGUCGCACCUUGAAUUGUCAGCAAACAGAGAGUGAAUCAAUAUUAAUGGGGUCCAUCACUCCAUCACCUGCCGGAUUCACUUAUGACAUUAUGACUAUUAGUGAGAAACCGACACCAACAGAAUUUGUUGGUACCAAACCAACACAAGGACUUAUCACCGAAAAUAUCACUACCACCCCAACACCAGAAGGCGCCAUAAGCACUAGUCCAGUAACAGGACUUAUUACUAACAAUCCAGAUUCCAAUGAAAUUAUCACUACCAGUCUACCAUCAAAGGGUUCUAGCACUACCAGCCCACCAUCAAAAGGGCCUAGCACUACCAGUCCACCAUCAGAAGGGCCUAGCACUACCAGUCCACCAUCAGAAGGGCCUAGCACUACCAGUCCACCAUCAAAAGGGCCUAGCACUACCAGUCCACCAUCAGAAGGGCCUAGCAUUACCAGUCCACCAUCAAAGGGAUCUAGCACUACCAGUCCACCAUCAAAAGGGCCUAGCACUACCAGUCCAAUGCCAGAUAGACCUAUCAUUACCAGUCUUAUGCCAGGAUUUACCAGUACCAGUCCAGCACCAGAAGGACCUAUUACUACCUAUCCAUAUCCAGAAGGAAUGGUCACUACCAGUCCAACAUCAGAGGGAAGUACUGGCACAAGUCCAUUUUUAAGCACAGCUUUUACUCUGAACACCAGCCCUGCAGUAGAAGUCACUCAACAAACGAUAUCAAAUUCGGAUUCUGGAGACACUGUUCAAGAUCACUGUAAACCAGAGUGCAAGCAUGCAGGUAUUCUUAUCCCUGAUCUGACUGACUGCACUCGUUAUUAUGCAUGUGUUUUUGUAAAUGGCUUAGUUCCUCAGCCAGUGGUAGCCAGAUGUCCUAAAAAGAAACCUAUAUUCAGCAACAGUACAAGACGUUGUGUGGAAUCAGCCCCGUGCUAUGCUCCAUGUUCUGCACAUGGAGAAACCACCACUAGCAACCCCUCUCCCUCAUCAUUAGAAACUCCAGCACCUAUUCCAGGUGAAACCUCCCUCACCACCCCACAGGAUCUAGCAGCGACUGGGUGCUCUCAUGCUGGGUUCUUUGCUAAAAGUAAUAUCUGUGUCGGGGUGUACACACAUUGCUACCACAAUGGUAACCAGAUGAUGCGGGCAACUAGACAAUGUCCUCCAGGUCUGGUUUUCAAUACCGUUUCAACAUAUCCUUAUUGUGUUCCCCCUUCAGACUGCCCUUACGAUCCAGUAUUGCGAGGGCCGUCUGCUAAUGUAAGUAGCUGUACCCACCCUGGAAGUUUCCCACAAUGUCAACAUUGCUGUUCGGAUUAUAUUCAAUGUGAACCUUCCCCUUCUGGCCAUGGGUACACACCUACUGUGGCAAAAUGCCCAGGAAAUCUUGUGUUCAACACAGAUCCUACUUAUCCAGUUUGUCUGCGGGCAGAAGACUGCCCAACAGGUGGUGGCCAGAUGAGUCAGUGCAACCGCCAAGGUAUGACCAAGGCUGCCAAAACAUUCUCAAUGAGACUAAGAUCUGGCGAUCUGGAUGAACGUGGCACAUCAUAA